AUGGAAUUUGGAGGAGGUGGUGAAGGACGGUGGUUGGUGGAGGCGAUGAAUAACAUGAACGAGGAGAUCUUGUUCCUGACUGACCUUGUUGUUUCAGCAUCAUUAGUUCAGACUGUUCGAGUUUGGGACAUUGGUGCUCUGAAAAAGAAAACAGUUUCCCCUGCUGAUGAUAACCUCCGCCUCAGUCAAAUUAUUGCUGAUCCCAGGGAUUCUCUACAUGGAGUAGGAGAGACUUCAAUACUUUUAUUAGGGCUUGUGAGAAGUAUGGUAGGAGUGAUAUGGAUUUGCAUGGUUCAGAAGCUUGGGUAUGGAAACUGGGACGAAUUGAAGGCUGCAUUUAGAACAACACCUUUGUUCAAAUUUGAUUGGUUUGUUAAGUUACGAACCACUCAAGAGCUUGCAAGGAGAUGUGAUACUCUCAUUCGAUUGGUGGAUAGCGAAAAUCAAUGUCCCAAACUCGAACAGUCUGAUCGUGGAGUCAAUUGGGCAUCAUUCCAUCCCACUCUUCCUCUUAUUGUUUCUGGAGCUGAUGAUCACCAAAUCAAGAUCUGGCGCAUGAAUGAUACCAAAGCUUGGGAAGUAGACACAUUGAGAGGUCACAUGAAUAAUGUAUCGUGUGUUCUUUUCCAUGCAAGACAAGACAUCAUAGUAUCAAACUUAGAGGACAAAAGCAUACGCCUUCAAAUAUUCCGCUGGGAACACGACAUAUUCUGGAUACUCGGCUGUCAUCCCGAAAUGAAUCUCCUAGCAGCUGGCCAUGACAGUGGCAUGAUUGUUUUCAAGCUGGAAAGAGAACGCCCUGCCUUUUCUGUUAGGAUCCUUCUGCAGCACAUUCUGCUGGGGGAUUCUACAACACUACGACAAUAA
Molecule: messenger RNA, 867 nt
Organism: Lactuca saligna
Lineage: Eukaryota; Viridiplantae; Streptophyta; Magnoliopsida; Asterales; Asteraceae
Source: the annotation of a GenBank genome assembly